This is a messenger RNA of Colletotrichum karsti, 678 nucleotides long. Its product is annotated as ribonuclease e inhibitor rraa dimethylmenaquinone methyltransferase. NCBI's taxonomy places the organism in Eukaryota, Fungi, Ascomycota, Sordariomycetes, Glomerellales, Glomerellaceae. The transcript has 4 exons. The coding region runs from base 1 to 678 and encodes 225 amino acids. The record is from RefSeq and is a predicted model, not a curated record.
AUGUCAGCAUCUCCAGAUAUCAUCGAGCGCUUAUCCAAGUGGUCCAGUUGUGACAUCUCAGAUGGAUUGUCCAAGUUGGGCCGUGCCGAUGGCGGCUUCCUCGAGGGCCUGGUUCUCUACUCGCCCGAAUACCAGGCUGGUAAGACAAAGAUUGUUGGCCCCGUCUUCACUGUAAAGUUCGCGCCUAAGGGCGACUCAUCUGCCCCCAAGGUCAAGGGAAACUAUGUUGACCAAAUUCCGAAAGGCUCCGUCGUCUUCAUUUCUCAACCUGCCCCUCACAUCAAUGCAUGCUAUGGUGGCCUUAUGUCACUGAGAGCCCAAAUUCUCGGAGCAAAGGGUGUUGUGAUCGACGGUCACCUUCGCGAUCUGCAAGAGCAUAGAGAUUUGAACUUUCCUUUGUUCGCGAGAGGUGUCGGCACAACUGCUGGCGGUGCUGUAUGCUUCCCAUCCGAGAUCAACGUCGACGUUAAGCUCCAGUCUGUAAAGCAGGAAGCUGUUAUUAGCCCAGGCGGCUACAUCAUUGCGGACAUUGACGGAGUUGUAUUCUUGCCCGGAGACCUCGCAGAGAAGGUUUUGGGUCUGGUUCCAGGUCUUGCAGCUGCGGAUGACAAGUGUGCGGAAGCGAUUCGUGGAGGCAUGUCAGUUCAAGAGGCAUUCGCAACCUUCCGAGGCAAGUGA